AUGUCACUAAGACAGGCAAAAAAGUUGUUAUCUCAACAACGUUCAUUAUUAGAUGACCAAAGGGAUUCAUUAAUACCUGAAUUUUCCAGGAAAAAAUUCUCAUUUGUGGAUUACCACAUAAGCAGUGACGAUUCAUUAUCACAGCCUAGCAGUGAUAAUGAUAAAUACUCCAGCUCGGGUUCUUCGGAAUCAAGGAGAAACGUUAUAGUAGCUAAUGCAAAAGAUACAAAUCCUAAGCAUAUCACAGGGGAACUGUCAUCUCCCUCAGACCCAGAAUCAGAAAUUUUGGACACACUGGAGAUAGAAGAUAUACCAAAAAAAACUGCGGCAAAGACUGCAAUAUUCACGCUUCAAAGAGGGGAUUUAAACUUCAAGUCGGAGAUUGACAAUAGAGCUGGCAAGCCAUUCAACACCUGCACUAGAAACCGUAGAGGCAAUUUCCUCUCCAAAAUGUGCUGGCUGAUACAAGAACCUGUAACUGCAGCUCAUAGCAAAUUGGCACACUCAAAUAUGAAAAUGAUAAAUUACCCGGACAAAUCACGCACGCAUUCAAAAGCCGUGUUAUUCAAAUUGGAGCCAUCCGAUGAUUAUUUAAACGUCCUAAGCAUGUUUAAACGCGCAGUUAACAGUCAUGAUGUAAAUAUGAUCGCUGACUUACUCAAACAAUCCCCCUUACAUAUCUAUGGGUUACUAAAAUUUGUGGACAUUUAUAAUCUACAAAACGACAAGGAAGAGGCCUUUAGAACCCUAAAAUUGGCACUGCAAAUGUUACAGCUAUCAUUUCACAAGGAUUUUAGCCCAUUUAAUUUGGACCAAGAUGAUCAUCCCAUGGUUAUGAUGGACAGUGGAUUAUACAACAACAGGGUAUUAAUCGUGGCAUUGCUGAUGUUAAUGAUUUAUUGCGAAAAACAGACGUGUUAUAAAACGGCUUUGGCGCUAGGCAAAUUACUUUUGGCCAUUGACAUCCGAAACGAUAAAUCUCACAUUUUACUGCACAUUGAUCACUAUUUUAUUACACUCCGCGAUGUGUUUCAGUUUUUAAACUUUUCACAUCAAUUUAACAAGCACAGGCACAAGGUAUUGACGGGUAAAUCAAUUGAUUCUCUUCCGCUCCAAUUCAUGCUCCCUAAUUUUGCAUUGGCAUUGGCGCUUAUUUUACAUUCGGGUACCCAAUUUAAAGCGAAUUUAGAGGAUUUGCAUCAGUUUUUGUGUUUGGAUGACAUAAAACAGGGCAUUCCCUACUCAUUUUACAAGCACUCACAAUUGGAUCAGGAACUUGACAACAUUAGUAGAUAUGGUAAAGAUGCAUCAAACUUGUAUUUGUUACGGGCAUUGAUUCUAUUCCCUUCAUUUAUUAUUACACUGGUCGAUACGUUAAAAACUAAAUCUAUUGGAGAUAAGAAAUUAGUCUCUAGACUAAAAGCAGCUGGUGAAUUGGUUACAUUCCCGAUUGAUAUACUAGAGCAUAUACAUUUAUUGGAGAUGCACUGCAUGUGUACAAGUGCAAAAAACUCUGAAAUUUGGUCUACCAAUGCCAUUUUGACAUGGCUAGUAGAUGCCUGCGAGUGGCUGUCGACAAUAUAUCAGGAAGAUAGUCUAAUCGAGGAAUAUCAAAUGCUAUGGGCCCUGAAUUACAACGAAGAGAUUGUUCAGGCUAUUUGUCUUGGAGAUAUGUAUUCAUUCAGUGGCAUUUCGACGGCUGAAUUUACUCAUCCUCAUAUCUUGCCUUCGGAACUAUCGGAUUGA
Babesia microti strain RI is the source of this 1746-nucleotide messenger RNA. RefSeq names its product Transcriptional repressor TCF25. The transcript has 8 exons. The record is from RefSeq and is a predicted model, not a curated record. Lineage: Eukaryota; Apicomplexa; Aconoidasida; Piroplasmida; Babesiidae. Bases 1 to 1746 code for a protein of 581 amino acids. Gene Ontology annotation, cellular component: RQC complex.